Molecule: messenger RNA, 1571 nt
Organism: Notechis scutatus (mainland tiger snake)
Lineage: Eukaryota; Metazoa; Chordata; Lepidosauria; Squamata; Elapidae
Source: RefSeq, a predicted model, not a curated record
AGUAUUGAGAUCUUCCAGUUUCAGGAUGCCCUCCAUGUAUCAGAUCUUACUCUUUGCAACCUGUGUCUUCUUCUACUUCAUACCUGGAGGACUUGGAGCACCACAGACCCCUGCAGCCAACCAUCAGACUGCAACCAAUCUGCAAUGCCGAAUGUGCACAAUCCUUCGCCCAGGAGACCUCUGCUUCCCUUACAUUUCCUGCCCAAUUACUGGAAAACAACAAACCUGCCAUUCUCUCACCGUCUAUUUCAAUGGAGAGCUUCAACAAAAAAUCCUGUCCUGCAAGCUCAGGUCAGCGGCAAAAUGUGGCAGUUUUGAUGAAUUCCCAGAGAAAGGCAUUCGGUUUGAACAUCAGUGCUGUGAAAAUAAAGACUACUGCAAUGAAAAUUUAUAGAGAGCUGAAAUGUCUGAAGAUGCUCCCUCCAGCAACAGAUGUGCAUGCAUUUCCGCUUGUUUUAUUCUGUUUCCUUUGUACUCUCCCAGUUUUCCUAUUUCAAGUUAUAGUUCAGGUUGUGGUUAGACACAUUCACAAACAGGACAGGUCUAUGGAGAUUUUCAAUCAUCCAGGUCAUGGUUGUGCCAAAGAUGCUGUUCAGAAGAGAACUAGAUGUUCUUGAUUUUUUCCUCCCUUGAAAACAUUAUCUUCUUAUCCACAAAGUUUCUUCAAUUUUGGCCAGAUCUGAAGAAGCUUCUUGGAUGAGAAACAAAACAUUUUAAAGGAAAAAACCAAAACAAAUAAAGUCCAUUUGCCUUUUGAACAGCACCUUUGGGACACAACAAAAACAGUUACUCAGAAUCUUGAGAGUUCCUAUCUUUCUUACAUGAUAACAUGAUAAAAAGUGCAAUGUCCUUAUAGUUUUGAUUGUAGAAGGAACUCAUUCAUGUGGGCCAAGAUAAUUAGUACCCAGGGAUGCUUAGGGGAUCUUCCAUUAACAUAUAUCUCUUUGGGUAUAAGAGUUCCAUUUUAGCAUAAAUGUUCACCCUUAAAGCAGCAUCUUUAAAGCUUGGAGCACAAUAGAAAGAGAAAGAUAUCCAGGAGAAUUUCCAGAAGGGAGCAUUUUGAAGAGGCAUUCCCCACCCACCAAAAAGGCUGUAUUUCAUCAUUUCUGAAAGGAAGUCAAUUUUAGUUUUAUUGGGACUUGCACGUAGAAAUGUAAAAGACUUAAAAGGGUCACUGGGAAUAGCUAAAAUCAGCAGGAGUUUUUAGGCAUAGAUUAUGGUUUGUGUUGAAACAACUCCCUCCUUCUAAAAUUAGAGUUUGUCUGCGUCCUAAGAGCCAAGGAUGAUGGGUACAUGGGACAGAAACUGUUGUUGGAAGCUUUUUCCCCAGAGAAAUCUGUCUGAGAGCUACGUGUUUUCAUCACCAUCUGAAUAUUCCCUUAAUCUAUCAGAUUUAUAGACUGUUGCAAAUAAGACCUGAUUUAUUAUAAUGCUGUAUUUUUUCUGAUUGGGAAUAUAGUGACCUAUUUAUGGUGAUUUUUCUUCUUUUCUUCUUUCUUUUGUAAGCCACCUUGGGCACUUUGCAAAAUCAAAAGGAGGAUUAGAAAUAAAUAAAAAAUAAAAAACUUCAC